GAGAAUUGCAGCAAAGAAACUUUAGAGAAGAAUAGUGGACCCCAUCUUGCCACGCCUUCCAAUCCCUCCUUCCUCCUGUAUCUCGGGACACCUUCUCCCAUAUGAAAUACACACAUAUAUAUAUAUGAUAUAUAUAAUGUAUAUGUAGUUAUAGAUAUACAUAUACGUAUAUCCAAUGUCUCCGACGAAGCACUCCGACGGGCCGCCGGCCGACCAGCCCCUCCUCUCCGAAUCCCAAUCCUCCUAUUCCCAGACUCCACAAUACGUCGUCGUUCUGCCUGCCUACCUGCCCCCAUAUCGCCAGCGUCUCCUCCGCAAAUUACACCGGCGGCGUCUAAUCUGCUUCUCCGCCGUCUUCCUCUUCCUCAUAUCCGCCGUGUACCUCGUCUGGCCGUCCGAUCCGGAGCUCUCAGUUGUCCGGAUGAGCCUCAAUCGCCUCCACUUCCACACUCGCCCCAAAAUCUCACUCGACGUAACCCUAGACCUGAGGCUUAAGGUUCGGAACAGAGACGUUUACUCCAUGGACUACGACUCCUUGCUCGUCGCCGUCGGGUACAGGGGGGAGAGCCUGGGGAACAUCACGUCGGAGGGCGGACACAUCAGGGCGCGUGGCUCGUCGUACGUGAACGCCACGCUCGACGUCGACGGCGUGGAGAUGCUGAGCGACGUGAUUCUGCUGCUCGAGGAUUUGGCUGCUGGUUCGAUUACGUUCGACACUGUGUCGGAGAUUGGUGGGAAGCUUGGCCUGUUCUUCUUUGAGUUGCCGCUUAAGGCCAAAAUAUCAUGCGAAGUAAUCGUAAACACGCGAAACUCGACAAUUACUCGUCAAAAUUGCUACCCUGAGAUUUAAACCCCUACAUAAUUUCUAUCCUCAACAAUGACAAAGAUGUUGGAUACUGAUUACUGAAUGCAAGUAAAAAUGGAGUAAAAUGCUAUCAGCCCUGCAGUUUACUAAGCUUUUAGGUGUGUGCAGUAUGAGGUACAAAUGCAGUUUGUUCAUAACUUCUAGGCAAUCAGUAAAACAGCAAGAAACCUUGUUAAAAGUUUUUUAAAAAGAAAAAAAAAGGUUUCAAACAUGUCUUUCUGUAAUUCUAUGGUAUAUAUAUUAUAUAUAUGUGUGUGUGUGUUUAUGUGUGUGUAAUUGUAUGACAUAUUAUGCAGUAAUCUCUCUUGUAAUUGGGAAACAAAUUAGAUAAACAGAUUAAUUGCUUGACAAUUUAAUAAUAACCUUCAAAUUCUUCCUUAA
Molecule: messenger RNA, 1246 nt
Organism: Erythranthe guttata (spotted monkey flower)
Lineage: Eukaryota; Viridiplantae; Streptophyta; Magnoliopsida; Lamiales; Phrymaceae
Biological process (GO): defense response to other organism
Source: RefSeq, a predicted model, not a curated record